Messenger RNA from Saprolegnia parasitica CBS 223.65, 972 nucleotides. RefSeq lists its product as hypothetical. Gene Ontology annotation, biological process: phytol metabolic process. Gene Ontology annotation, molecular function: trans-2-enoyl-CoA reductase (NADPH) activity. The coding region runs from base 15 to 878 and encodes 287 amino acids. The record is from RefSeq and is a predicted model, not a curated record. The transcript is spliced from 7 exons. NCBI's taxonomy places the organism in Eukaryota, Oomycota, Saprolegniomycetes, Saprolegniales, Saprolegniaceae. Gene Ontology annotation, cellular component: peroxisome.
GUCUUGAAAACAGCAUGCCGAUCCGAGCAGCCGAGACAGUCUUCCGCGACGGCGUCUUUGACGGCAAAGUCGCCAUCGUGACGGGCGGCGGCACGGGUAUCGGCAAGUGCAUCGCCCACGAGCUCGCGUCCCUCGGCUGUUCCGUCGUCAUUGCCGCUCGCAACCUCGAGCGCUUGAAUGCGGCGGUUGCCGAGAUCAAGAGCGAGCUCUCGCCCAAGCACGCGGCCCGUGACUGCGUCUUUGCCGUGGCGUGCGACGUGCGCAAGGAAGACGACGUCAAGCGCUUGAUGGCAGCGACACUGGGAAAGUACCAUCGCAUCGACUACCUUGUCAAUAAUGCUGGCGGGCAAUUCAUUGCACCAUUUGAAGAUGUGACGCUCAAGGGCUGGGAGGCGGUGCACCGCCUUAACUUGACGGGCACAUUCCUCGUCACCAAGUACGCGUACGAGGCGUACCUCAAAGAACACGGCGGGUCGGUUGUCAACAUCCUCGUGAGCAUGGCGAAAGGCUUUCCGGGCUCGAGCCACAGCGGGUCGUCGCGCGCCGGCGUCGAAAACAUGACCAAGUCGCUUGCGGUCGAGUGGGCGCCGCGCGGCAUCCGCCUCAACGCGGUCGCGCCCGGCACGAUUCUGAGCUCGGGCGUCGGCAACUACUUUGGCGGCGCUGCGCUCUUUGAGAAGCUGGCGCGCAAGUUCCCCGCGCAGCGCAUGGGCACGGUCGAAGAGGUGUCGGCAGCCACGAUUUUCUUGCUGUCGCCGGCCGCCUCGUUCACGACAGGCACGACUGCUGUUGUGGACGGCGCCAUGUACCUCGAGGGCAACUUCUGGGACCUCACUGAGCACGACAACUUUCCCGUGUAUGGCAAGAGCAAGCUCUAAUGGACGGUGCCUCCAGCACUGCAUGAACUACGCCCUGUCAUCGACGACUCUACCCCUCUUGUGUAUAACCAUAAAGCGUGGCAUUGAACAACCA